AUGGCCCUCCCAGUCGAUUUCCCCUUAAAAGUUGCAGGCGGGAAGACUAUUCAGAUCCCGUCCGUGGGAUUUGGUAUCUGGGGUGGAGGUGAUCCAGGGUGGUGUAAAGCCGCUACGUUGACGGCUCUGAAACUGGGAUACAGACAUUUGGAUUGUGCUUGGAUGUAUGGUGUCGAUGAAGAAGUUGGAGCGGCAAUCCGAGAAUCAGGAGUCCCCAGAUCCGAAAUAUUCAUCACGACAAAAUUCUGGCCACACUUCUCUGCGCCCGAGAAUGUGGAAUUGUGCCUGGACCAGUGCUUGAAACGGAUGGGCCUCGACUAUGUCGACUUGUUCCUGGCGCACUGGCCCGUCGCAUUCAAACCGAUAUCGCGAGACGCCCUUGAGAAUGCGCAUAGCCGUGCCUACGUCUCCAAGACGGAGAAAGGAAUCUUGGUGGAACCAGGCACCGAUAAAGCAGUGUUUGACUGGGAACAUACCACCAGCAAUAUCGCGGCUCAAGCCGGUCAGCAAGGCAGCUACGUCCCUACGUGGCAAGCGAUGCAAAAACUCGUGUCAACGGGCAAGACACGAGCGGUUGGCGUCUCCAACUUUUCCAUCGCUGAAGUCAAGGAACUCUUGCCGUACGCGCAAGACGUGCCCAUAUCCUGCAACCAGGUCGAGGUCCAUCCAUGGCUCCCAAACAACGAGCUCAUCACUUUCAUGAAGGAGCACGGCAUCCUGGUCACCUGCUACUCUCCGUUCGCGGGCCAGAAAGCGGAUGGAAAGACACUGCUCAAAGACCCCACAGUCGUGAAGCUGGCCGAGAAAAACGGCAUGGACGUCGGACAGUUGCUGCAGAGCUGGGCUGUCCAGAGGGGCACCGUCCCUCUCGGAAAGAGCCAGACAGAAGUCAGGGAGCUGUCGUCAGAAGAUAUGCAAGUCCUCGAUGCGCUGGAAAUUCCCAACGGCAAGGGAAGGACAAUUGACCACAUUCAUGACUGGGGCAUCAGACUCUUCACCAACUGA
Messenger RNA from Fonsecaea nubica, 1005 nucleotides. RefSeq lists its product as hypothetical. NCBI's taxonomy places the organism in Eukaryota, Fungi, Ascomycota, Eurotiomycetes, Chaetothyriales, Herpotrichiellaceae. The record is from RefSeq and is a predicted model, not a curated record. Gene Ontology annotation, molecular function: aldose reductase (NADPH) activity. Bases 1 to 1005 code for a protein of 334 amino acids. Gene Ontology annotation, cellular component: cytosol. The transcript is spliced from 5 exons.